AAACGACUGAACAAUUUCGCGACAUUGGGAGCGCGCCGGUUCAUGCAGUCGCGCAGGAGUUACCUAGACGGCAAAACCGGGUCUGCACUGUUUGGUUUCGUCUCCGCGAUGCAUCCAAGGAUACGAUGGAUUUUUGGUCGCGCCUCUUAGCACACACGCCGCUGGCCUCGGCAAGCUCCCGCAAGGACUUUGCCAAGGAUCCUGCCCGUCGCCUGUAUCGAUUUGAGAAGGAGUACAGUCAGCUGCUGCACACAUGGCGCAACUCGUCCAACCUCGCCCACGACCAUGAAGCUGCCGAGAACAUCGAGAUCCGCCUCCAAGAGCUGACGAACCUCCUGAGCGACGAGUCCCGCCGGCCCCUGCCCCAUCCCUGUAUCGCCUUCGCUGCCGCCAAGCAAGUCUACAUACCCGUCGCCAAAAUCGCCUCGAGCUCCCUCAACGAAUGGAUCAUCAAGGAAGCCGUGCUGUUCUUUGCGAGCCUGAUCGAGAGCGAUGAGGAGGCCUUUGUCGAGAGCGAGACCUUUGCCGCUAGCCUGACGAACCUGCUGGUUCGCAUUACUGGUGCAAACAGCAUCCGUCUCGGCGCUGAUACCGAAGCACGCGUCGUCGAGCUGGCCUUCAACAUCACCACCAAGAUUCGCCUUGACCCGGGGAUUCUAACCGCUUGGUUCAAAUCUCAGUCUAAUGGCUCGGACACCAGGCAGUUGGAUUACCGCGAGAAGUUUGCAGGGAGGACGCAGAAGCAGGACUUCCCGUUGUUCUACCUGCUGAUGGACUACAUCCACCACGAGGGCAAACUCGGCGACUUUGCCAGGACCGGCCUGCUCUACAUCAUUGAAGCAACGUCACGCUCAGUCUUGCUGGAGCAGUGGAUUGUUGAAAGCGACUUAUCCACCCUGAUGGCCACUGGCUUGGGGGCUCUGUAUAGUCAACUGAGCCGCAAGCUGGUCAUUGACCACCCGCCCAACGACCUACCUCCCAUCCUCGCUUUCUCCGACUACCAGCAUCCCAAGUCCAACUACGAAGUUGUCAGCUCCUGUUCCUUCCAGUUUCAGUCCCAUUUGGACACUUUCCUCUCCCACCUCCUUUUCUGGCAGGACGUCCUGAACCACUGCAGGUCCGUUGAGGUCAAGUCGAGUUUGCUGGAGCACUUCCAGGUCAUUUUCUUGCAACAACUACUAUACCCCUCCUUGCUCGAGUCUUCGGAUGUUGACGGCGGCUCAUCUGUGGCUGUCUUGACCUAUCUUCGCCGCAUUCUGGAAUCACUGGACCACCCCGACAUGAUCAAUCUCAUCCUACACUACCUGCUGGGCCUACCGGACAUUGUGGGCUCAGUCAACCCCGACUCGGAAGACGUCGUCAGCGCCGCCCGCAAGCGCAAGUCGCUGGACCUCGCCACCAUGAUGGCCUCCAAAGGAGAGGCUGCGGCGGAUCCCUUGCUCUUUAACCUCGUCGAUCUGAUUCUGGCCUGCCUGCGGUCCCAAAACAACCAAACCGUCUACGUUACUCUCCAGCUGGUAUCCGUGAUCCUUAAGAGGCACCAUCGGUACGCAGUUAUAACUCUCCUCUACACAGAAGGCGUGCUUGGCGAGUCCCUUCACCGGACAUCGGGCGCCCAUCAUCAGGAGGUCGAGUAUCUCAUAUCCCUGGCCGGGAGCGUUGGAGGGCAGGAUAACUUUGACGAAGUUUACGAUAAUAUUCUAAAGGACACGCUGGUUCGGUUGGAGAAUCACCCGUGCUCCAUCAAGCUGGUCACCCCGAGGAUCUCUGCUCAGACCCAUAAGCUUCCCGCCGUUCCCGACACCCUUCCCGGCGCACCACGAGAAGUCCGGUCCCACACCCUCCACCCGAGCGACCCACUGCUCAAUAUAAUUCUUGACCGGCUCGAGACUUUCUUCCUCAACCCUGUUGAUACGAACCUUGCUCUGACCGAGGCCAUCUUCGACCUUGCCGCCUGCGGAUUUAUGCAUUUGGAGGGCUGGUUCCUGCGGAGCCCGCUGAACUAUGUUUACGAGGAGGAGGACGACAGCCCUCCUUUGCCCGAGCCCCCACCGGACCCUGAGUCGGAGGAGUACAUCGAGUAUAAGCAGAUGCAGUCGAUGAGGGAAUCUCGCCGGCGGCCACGGUGGAUCCAAUCGAGCCUCCCGCGGCUACUCAGAGUCCUACAGUCCCUUUGCGAUCAGGUCGCCGUUUACCGGGAAACCGUCCCACGCUUCGACGACUUGCUCCAACAGCGCCGCGAGGCGUUUCAGAUAGCAGACUGCGCUAGUCAACCCCUUCCACUACAUCCCCCACGAAACACAGCCCCAGUCUCGCAACCUUCGGCGGCUACCACAGCUACUCCCACCGCCGACCGAACGACCCUGUUCUCCGAUGAGGGGCGCAACAUUUCGCGGGAACGCCCUUCCGGUCUCGAAGGCUUCGCCCAACGCAUCCUCUCCGAGCUCGGCACACCUACUCGCUCGGGCAGCCCGCGCGGCCGUAAGGAAGCCAAACAGACCCCAUCAGACCGCUCAACCGACACGCCCUUCCGCCCUCCCCCGCCCCAGCCCAGCAACAGAUCCUUCUCCCCGGGAACCAGCCCGGCCCCUUCUUCCACCCUGCCCACACCAUCUGGCCCCGCUCCCUGGGACGAUAGCAGCAACACGACCGCCGACGCCUUCGCCAGCCAGGCGAAGGCCUCCCAAGCGAUCGACCAGAGCAUCCUUGCCCGGCGAGUCGGCAUCCCUGACGUCUCCUGCUCCACUGCUGCUGCUGCCGCGGAGAAAUUGGUGGGCCAGCCGAUCGCGCUCAGUUUCGACAGCAGGCAACGGACCGCCGGGGGCGUGUCGGAUGCCGAUGAAAAGCUUGCUGCGGCCGAGGAAGAGGCUCAAGCCCACGAGGGUGGGGGCGAGGAUGCGUUGCUUGCGCCGUCGGAGGAUGGGGAGGGGUCGGAACGUGGUGAAGACGGUUUCGAAGGGGAGGGCGGUGGGGAGCCCGGUACGCCGAGCGGUGGUGGUGGUGCCGGGGAGAGGGGGACUGUGUCGGUGUCGCAUGCCUUGACGAAUGUUAUCGUGCUGCAGGCGUUUUUGUUUGAGUUGGCUAGUCUGGUGCAGGUUAGGGCGGGCUUGUUUGAUGAGGUCCGGUUUGCUUAGGUGGCGGAUGAGGGAGUGCCUGUGCGGGAGGGUCCGCGAGGGGGAAUAAAUGGCGUGGAGGUCGAGGUGAAUCCGGAGGAGGAAACGGAAGGGGAAUGUGAAAGGGCGAGGGACUGGUUGGGGCCGGCUUUCGAGGCGAGAGAGGUCCUGAAGGGACUGUUUGGGCUGUGAGGGUGGCUGGGGUUGGAGCUUAUGGAUGGGAUUCCGUGCAUUGCUUGGUGUUAGUGGAAUUGCUGGCAUUGGUAUUUACUGAGCAGCACUUUUUGCAUGGUAGAUCAGUCCGGUUGAAGCUUCUUGUGUAUUCACAUGUUGCGAGUACCAAUGGCCGUGAUGCC
Messenger RNA from Parathielavia appendiculata, 3469 nucleotides. RefSeq lists its product as uncharacterized. The coding region runs from base 126 to 3134 and encodes 1002 amino acids. The record is from RefSeq and is a predicted model, not a curated record. The transcript has 4 exons. Lineage: Eukaryota; Fungi; Ascomycota; Sordariomycetes; Sordariales; Chaetomiaceae.